CAUCAAGAAUCCCCUCCGUAUCUCAAGAAGACUCCAAGACCUCAUAUCUCUCCCCUUAUCUUCAAACGGGACUGCCCCAUCCCCCUCAAUGCUCCCCCGCACCUCCCUCUCCGGCUUCCUCCCCCGCCGCGUAUUCUCCCUUACUGCUACCAGAAUGGCCUCCACCUCCGCAACCCCCGUCGAAGAUCUCAUCCGGGAGAAGAUCACCACCGCCUUCUCCCCCUCCACCCUCAUCAUUCGCAACGAUUCGCAUCUGCACGCACAUCAUAACGCAAUGCGCGGAUCGACUUCUAAAGAGACGCAUUUCCAUGUGACGAUUACCUCUCCCUCGUUUCAGUCGAAGCCCCAGCCCGCGCGCCAUCGUAUGGUCUAUGGUUUGUUGAAGGAGGAGAUGAGUCGCGAGGGUGGGAUCCACGCGCUGCAGUUGCGGACAAAGACGCCGGAGGAGGAGCAAAGGGAGGAGGAGAGGAAGGCGGCCAAGGCUUGAACAGCAUGCAUACUUGAUACAAGAUAAGGAUACGGGAAGAAGGGUUGAUGUUAUUUCUCUCGACUGCGUCUCUGCGAUACCCAUGAAUAAAUGCAUUAUACAGUCGAUGGAGUGCGUUCUGCUUCAACGGCGAGGUUUGGUUUAUUUGAACGCAUACAGUUCGU
Messenger RNA from Aspergillus welwitschiae, 651 nucleotides. Its product is annotated as BolA family protein. The transcript is spliced from 3 exons. NCBI's taxonomy places the organism in Eukaryota, Fungi, Ascomycota, Eurotiomycetes, Eurotiales, Aspergillaceae. Bases 89 to 487 code for a protein of 132 amino acids. The record is from RefSeq and is a predicted model, not a curated record.